UAUUUGCAAAUUGAAUUCGCUAUACAUAAUGGAUUUAUUGGCCAUAGCUCUCGACAGUUGAUAAACUCAAUUUAUCCGAAUUAUCAUAAUUAUAGUAUUGUGUACAACCGGUACAACCAGAUCAUACAUUGCAUCAAGAAACUCACAAAUUACGUUAGAACUCUCAGCACUUGAAUGUCUCUCCAAUAGACACCUACCACAUGUACCUAAUAAGUCCCUAUAGCUAAGUAUAUGUGCUUUAGGUUGGCGAGACACGCAGUUUGCAAAUACUCGCAGUUUUAGAGAAUCAGUUGAUAACACACUCCUCUCGUGGUAGGACGUUCCGUUUUAGUGUCAAGUUUUCGUCAAAUUCAAAGUGAGUUUAAAAAAAACUGCAAUGUACUCAUCAAGCAAUGGAACACCGACGGAGGCUGCCUCGUUGGUCCGUGUGGUGGAUCUCCGUUCCGAUACCGUAAGUGUUCCGACGGCAAACAUGCGCAAGGCUAUGUUCGAAGCCGCCAUUGGGGACGACGUUUACGGGGAGGACCCCACAGUGAACGAGCUCGAACGGCGAGCAGCUGAGCUGUUGGGAAAGGAGGCGGCUCUGUUUGUGCCGAGUGGGACCAUGGGCAACCUUUUGGCGGUGAUGGUUCACUGCAACAGGAGGGGCUCGGAGGCUAUCGUCGGAGACAUGGCUCACGUGUUUUUGUAUGAGCAAGGUGGGUCCGCGCAGCUCGCUGGUGUUUUACUCAACAACAUCAAAAACAAAACGGACGGAACGUUCUGCCUGGCGGAGCUGCGUAACAAAUUUCGCGGCUAUGACGUGCAUGAGCCAAAUACGGAGCUGGUAUUGAUUGAAAACACGCACAAUAUAUGCGGUGGGAAAGUACUGCCUUUGCAGUGGAUAGAGGAUCUGUCCAAAAUUUGCAAAGAAAAGUGCGUAAAACUUCACAUGGAUGGAGCACGCGUUUUCAAUGCAGCGGAAUACCUGAAGGUGCCGGUUUCCCGAGUGGUACGCGAUGUCGACUCAGUUUGCUUCUGCCUUAGCAAAGGCUUAGCAUGCCCCGUGGGAUCGAUGCUGGUUGGAUCGAAAGAAUUCAUAAAACAAGCACAUCGUCUACGCAAAGCCCUCGGCGGGGGUAUGAGACAGGUAGGGUUCCUAGCGGGAGCCGCAUUGGCGGCCCUGGACGAAAUAGUGCCUAAGCUCGGCAUUGAUCACGAUCGUGCAAGAAGGAUUGCGAAAGCUAUCCACAGUAUGAAUAGUCCCUUGUUCACGGUGGAUCUGGAGAACGUCCAGACAAACAUUUUGAUGGUGCAGAUACUGAACGCAAACAUUAAAUCAUCUGACUUCACCGAACGGUUGUUGGAAGUUAAACCGAAUGAAAUUGACAGCGGACUCACCGAUAGCUCCGGAAAGGGCAUUAGUGUUAAGUUGAGUGCACGUGAUUGGGCAUUUGCGCGAAUUGUAGUGUACACAAACCUAACGGACGAGGAAGUGGAUCUGGCCAUUCGUAAAAUUAAAUACGUCAUCGAAGAAUACCAGACAGCACUUCUAUAGACGUAUAAAGGAUCUUUAAUAAAUUUUAGUUCGGAUAGAAAUGAAAA
Molecule: messenger RNA, 1584 nt
Organism: Armigeres subalbatus
Lineage: Eukaryota; Metazoa; Arthropoda; Insecta; Diptera; Culicidae
Exons: 2
Coding region: 377-1537 (386 amino acids)
Biological process (GO): glycine biosynthetic process; L-threonine catabolic process
Cellular component (GO): cytosol
Molecular function (GO): L-allo-threonine aldolase activity
Source: RefSeq, a predicted model, not a curated record